AUGUCCAUCGACGGCAUCCCCUGGCAGCCCGGCUUGUGGAAGCAAGCACCAUGGAGAACCAUCGCCUCGCUCGCCGCGUGGACGGUGACCUGCGGGAUGAUUGCGCUGGUCCUCGCCAUGUCCGAGGACAAAGAGACGAAUCACUGGCCGACGCACAACAAAUACUUCACCGUCCCGGUACUCCUGUCUCUUAUGGGCGCCGUUGCGGUGCUGUUCCUGUCCGUGGCCAAUGCCGAGGGCUUUGCUAUCUCGUGGUGGCUCAAGGCGCUCAAGGGCACCAAGAUCAAGGAGCUACACUACGAUCUCGAGAUUACCAGCAACGUACUCAUUGGCUUCUCCCGACCGAAGCUGUUCAACUGGGUGGCCAUAUCGGCUCUCAUCUCGAUAAUAGUGGGCAUCGCCGUCGGUGCUGUUUUGCAGAAGGCCUCGGAGACGGUCACCAAAACGAUUGGGCCCUACACUGAUAUAGUCAACGUGCCCAUCCUCAACACGACUCUGCCGUCCAACUUCAGCGGCUGGGCCGGCAGCGGCACUGAGACGUCGUUGCUGAUGCCCACCUUUGCCGAAGUGUACCGGCAAUACUCCAACCGCAGCGUCAUCACGAUGCCAUCGAGCUGUGUCAACCAGACCUGCUGGCUUCGCAUGCCUGGGCCCGGCUUCGAUAUCUCCUGUACGGAUAGCGUUGUCGACUACGACUUUACAAAAAUGGCGGCUGCCAGAGGCGACAAGAUCACGACGUUCCGAACGAGUGUCGACUGGGAACCGUCGCAAGGCGUGGAGUUUCUCAACCACAUGAAUUUCUCGGUCCUAUACAAGCCUACCAAUGCAUGCACUGGACAGAUGAUACAGCACAACUGCACGCUGCGCGCCGCUGCUGUCAACUAUGACCUCACCAUCACCAACGGCAGCAUCACGCUGGAUCCCUGUGACAUGUCCACGAACACGACCAUCAGUAUCACCCAAUUUGACGACUGGCAGCAGCUGGGUUCGGGCAGUGUCGGCGCAGGAGGAUUCUUGACCAUGUUCGGAGGAAUCGCCUCCGUCCUGCAGGCGCAGUAUAACUCGAAUACGACACUCAGGAUCGCCGUCAUGACGAAUACUCCCUACAUUGUCUCUGCGACUGGACAGGCGGCGAGCACGUUUCUGACCUCGGAUAUUGGAGACUAUGGCAACUGCUCCAUGACGUGGUCUGACCCCCGAGAAGACAUGAUCAACAACGUCCGCGAGCUCAUGUUCCGCAGCGCCCUCGCCGUUGCGAACCAGACUGGUGCCCCUCCGAUUCGGUUCAAGCAGACAGAUUCCCUUAUCACGAGAGUCGGUAUAGUGUAUGCUGCCCAUUGGAAGUUCUUUGCCAUUGCAGUUGGAUGCAUGGCACUGCAGGUGCUGUUUAUUCUCUGGCUCAUAUGGGGCUGGCAGAAGCUGGGCAGACAUGUCUCGCUGGAUCCGUUCGAGAUUGCAAAGGCCAUGGGAGCGCCGCUUCUGAAUCAGGGAUCCUCGAACAGUUCGGCGGACCAAAUAUUGGACCUCCUCGGUGGUAGAAGGGUCAAGUAUGGGGAGUUGGUGGACGGAGAGCCAAAGAUCUCGGGAGAGCCCAUGUUCCCUCGGAAUGGUUAUAGCGAGGUCAAUAGUAGCGAUCCUGAUGCUGCUGGGCCAGGAUAUCUGGCGGGCCAGGGUACGGAUUUGAGCAGGGCAUCCAGAAAGACGUUGGCCCUUGACGUGGUGGAGAGAGUCCAGGAAGUGAGGCCGGGUGUUCAUUAUUGA
Messenger RNA from Trichoderma reesei QM6a, 1761 nucleotides. RefSeq lists its product as uncharacterized. The transcript has a single exon. Lineage: Eukaryota; Fungi; Ascomycota; Sordariomycetes; Hypocreales; Hypocreaceae. The coding region runs from base 1 to 1761 and encodes 586 amino acids. The record is from RefSeq and is a predicted model, not a curated record.